UAGGUCAAUCAGGGAACACAUGUUCAUACAGUUAUCGUGACUGGGCGCCUCCCACCCAGCAAUUCGAUUUUUGUGUCUGGACCCAAGUGUCACCUCACUUGUAUCACUGGACAUUCUGCAGAUCUGUUUGCGGUCACUUCGAACCAUGUCUCAAAAACAGAUAGUGGAAGCAGUGGACGACGGCGGUGACACACUCAAGUUCCUAAGUGACAACGGCUUCUUCAUACCCAACUUCCCUGAUGGAACCGGCAUCGACGGUGUACGUUCAGUGAAAAUACGCGACGAUGACAUCCUCAUGUGCACGUAUCCUAAAUCAGGAACCCACUGGGUAUUUGAAAGAACAAGAGAGCUCCUCGCAGGGGAGAUAAUCGACGAUCACAUCACAAAAGUCGAAGCCUUCAUGGAAAUGGUGCCAGAGGAGAAGUAUACCGACCUCCCGUCUCCAAGGAUCCUCAACACUCAUUUGCUGAUGAAACAUCUGUCCGAUGACGUUCGUAAAAAGAAAAUAAAAGUCAUCACUGUUCUAAGAAAUCCAAAAGAUGUAGCUGUUUCCUAUUAUAACUUCUUGAGAACGAUUCCGGGUUUCAACUACAAAGGCGAGUGGAAGAACUAUGUGCGACCCUACUUUCAGGGAAAGUUUAUGUAUGGAUCCUGGAUAGACUAUGUUCUCGACUGGGAGCAGGUGAAAAAAGACAAUCCUGAUCUGCCUGUGCUGACUCUCUUCUACGAAGACAUUAAGGAGGAUCAGAUGCGAGAGAUGAGGAGGAUUUGUGAGUUCCUGGAUGUAAAGAGGACGGAUGACUUCCUGUCCAAAGUCUGCAACAACACAACAAUAGCAGCCAUGAGGACUCUCAAGGAGGACGUUAGUGGAGCUAAAGUGUUUAGAAAAGGUGGAGUUGGUGACUGGAAGAACUGGUUCACUGUCGCCCAGAAUGAGUGGUUUGAUCAGGUCUACCAGGAAAGGAUGUCCGACUGCCCCCUUCAGUUUAAAUACACACUGUGAUUUACUAACACUGUACUUUAGUUCAACCUACGAUCAUAGCUUAUAGGAACACCAUCAGGAUUGUGCACCUUAAACGUCUGUGCCAGCAGUACCAUUAUACUGAUUCUACUCCAAGUCCAAUAAUAUGAGGCGGAAUGUGUGACUUGAUCUUUGCAUCAUUGUGACACAAAAUAACAGAUGUGUCCGUGAUCUUUGCUGCACCAACCUAAAUAUGUAGGAGAGCUUUUCAGCCACUUUUAACAAUAAAGUAUACCGUGAUGGAAACAUCCUGGACAUCACUACUGUAUUACAUUUCAUUACUUGAUUAUCUUUACAUGCAGAAUGAAUUGGUUUUAGCAAUGCUUGCAACAUCUUCGUAAAAUCCAUGUCGAUAUUUCAGACAAACCUGAAGCCUCAGCUGGGACAAACUGGAAGUAAAGUAUACUCUUCAAAAAGAAA
Molecule: messenger RNA, 1441 nt
Organism: Haliotis rubra (blacklip abalone)
Lineage: Eukaryota; Metazoa; Mollusca; Gastropoda; Lepetellida; Haliotidae
Product: sulfotransferase 1A1-like
Exons: 6
Coding region: 146-1003 (285 amino acids)
Biological process (GO): sulfation
Cellular component (GO): cytoplasm
Molecular function (GO): sulfotransferase activity
Source: RefSeq, a predicted model, not a curated record